AUGGCUGCUUGUGAUAUAGCGAAAUAUUUAGGAGCUGGUGUACUUAUUAUUGAUACAAAAAGUUCAUCUCUACUUCUUGUUAAUGAUUAUACAGAAAAUUAUAAUUGUUGUGGUGGUUAUAUCAAAUAUGAUGUUAGUGAUUCUCAGCGUAUCGAAAAAACUGCUAUGGAAGAAUUAUAUGAAGAGACUCGCACCCUUUUCUCAUGUGAGAUUGAUCGUCUAAUAACUUGUCCAUAUGUUGAUUUAAAUUUUCAUGAUGAUAUAUUUCGUUGUUAUAUACUCAAAAUGGAAUGUGAUUCUGAUAUCUGUGAACAAUUUGAGAAGUUUAAUGUGGAUAAUUUACCUGCUGAGAAUGAUUAUUUAGAGACAAGUUCUUUAAUGCCAUUUCCUUUAAAACAAUUUAAAGGAAAAAAAUCUUUACCGAGAAUUGUUAGUACUUCUAUGGCAUCAGAUAGUACUGGAAAAAAACUUCCACUUAAUAAACGAGUUAUUUCUGUGAUUCAAGCGGCAGUUAAAAAUAAUUUAUUGUAA
Adineta steineri is the source of this 531-nucleotide messenger RNA. Lineage: Eukaryota; Metazoa; Rotifera; Eurotatoria; Adinetida; Adinetidae. The record is from the annotation of a GenBank genome assembly.